AUGGUGACUUUGCCACAAAACAUCAUCACGCAGGUGAUAAUUGUGUUUCUCUCAUACUACUGGCACCUUGCGCUUGAACGUCUAUUACCUGCGCGAUCAGCUGGGGUUGAGAUGCAAAGCGAGAAAGAGUCCAUCGACGAAGAUGAAGGCCGAGAAGAGGAAAUAGUGAGAAGAUGGAUUCUCAAAGGUCGGGUUCAGCGCUCAUCCAUUAGUUGGCUAAAUACGUUCCUAAAAUGGGCAAUCGACAUGACUCUAGGAAUCAUUUGGACAUCAAUUGUGUAUGAGGUACUAUACGGAUUUGUCUUUGGAAGAUUCCCGAAAGGAGAUAUUUCCCAUUUUUUACGGAACAUUGUUUUGACUUCACUAGUACUGAUGUUCAGUCUCCGCCCCUUGACUUCACUGAUCGGUUUUAUUAUAAUACCAGCACCACGGCGUCCAGUGUUCUUGGCUGGUGUGUCGGCGCUAGCAAGCAUAUUUCUCACUGCAUCCACGAUGAUUGUGCUUAGGGGAAUUGUGAAAAGCAACUUUGUCCAGAAAGCUCUGAUGGAUAUUACAGAACGUGUCUGGAUAGAAGCCCAACGGAAGGGGGCAACGCCGGCUCGCUUGGUGGAUGAGCUGUGA
Clonostachys solani is the source of this 621-nucleotide messenger RNA. NCBI's taxonomy places the organism in Eukaryota, Fungi, Ascomycota, Sordariomycetes, Hypocreales, Bionectriaceae. The record is from the annotation of a GenBank genome assembly.